Coccomyxa subellipsoidea C-169 is the source of this 2358-nucleotide messenger RNA. RefSeq names its product BRO1-domain-containing protein. Gene Ontology annotation, cellular component: endosome. The transcript is spliced from 14 exons. Gene Ontology annotation, molecular function: protein binding. Gene Ontology annotation, biological process: protein transport to vacuole involved in ubiquitin-dependent protein catabolic process via the multivesicular body sorting pathway. The record is from RefSeq and is a predicted model, not a curated record. Bases 217 to 2358 code for a protein of 713 amino acids. NCBI's taxonomy places the organism in Eukaryota, Viridiplantae, Chlorophyta, Trebouxiophyceae, Coccomyxaceae.
GUGAGGAUAGCAAGAUCAUUGAGAAAUGCGAUGCUUGGUGAGAUGAUUCGUCACUCUUGCUGCCUGUGACAGUCUGCUCUGCUCAGACUCUCCUGUGGUUACUGGACUGUUGCACUGACAAGUAGAGUCGAAAAGCAUUGCUCCUUUUCGCAGAUCUUUCGCGACUCGAAGACAUAUUGAAGAACAUACAGCAGUUCGUGGACCGAACAUCUAGCAAUGACGUCGAGCAGGACACCCUCGAUGUUGCUGGCUGUCCACUGCAAAAAGACAGAUGGUUUGGAUCUGAAGACUCCCAUUUGGAACUACAUAGCAGCCACCUACUCCGAGCAACAGGCCAACGAUGCAGCGGACGACCUUGCCACAGUGCAGCAGCUGCGCAGCGAGAUCGUCGGGCUGACUGGAUCCCUGCCACAACUGCAUGAGACCAUUUGCAAGUACUAUCGUGCACUCUGCCUAAUGGAGACGAGAUUCCCCAUCAGCAGGGACGCAGGCCAUAUCCGGCUCAGCUUCGUCUGGUAUGACGCCUUCCGCCACACCAAGAAGACCGACCAGUGCAGCAUCCACUUCGAAAAGGCCGCUGUGCUGUUCAACCUGGCAGCAGUGCUCACCCAGCAGGCGCUCAAUGCUGACCGCUCCACUGACACCGGCCGCAAGGAGGCCGCCAAGUUCUUCCAGGAAGCCGCAGGAAGCUUCGCGGAGCUGCGCGACGUGGUGUCCCUGCGCGUGGAGGCCCCGCGGCCGGUGGAUGUCAGCCCCGAGGCGGCCAACAUGCUGGAGAAGCUGUGCCUAGCGCAGGCGCAGGAGGUCACCUACGAGAAGUUCCGCGCCGACGCCAAGAGCCCCGGCAUCCUCGCCAGGCUGACGCGCCAGGUCAGCGUGUACUACGAUGAGGUGGCGCGGGCGCUGGCGGUCUACCCGCUGAGUCAGCACUUCGACCGUUCCUGGACUGCGCACGUGGCAGUCAAGGCGGCGCUGUACGACGCUGAAUCCCAGAUGCAGGCGGCGCAGCAGCAGCGCGCUGAGGACAAUGUUAAUGUGGAGAUCACGCGCCUCAAGGAGGCCCAGAAGGCGCUGGGCGAGGCGAAGAGGGACAUCAAGCAGACCAGCAAGGAGCUCAACCAGCAGCUGGCUGACAUGGAGGAGUCCCUGGCCACACAGCUGCGCAGGGCGGAGCGUGAGAAUUCAACGGUGUACCUGAUGCGCGUGCCGAACAUCGCCGAUCUGCCCCCGGUGCAGCCGCACUCCGUGGCCAAGUCGACGCUGCCGUCGCAGCUGGACGCGUCGGGCGAGCAGAUGUUCCGCGAGGUCAUCCCGGACGGCUCCGCCCGCGCGCUCAGCCGCUACACCGACAUGGUCGACGCCCUGAUCCGCGAUCAGAACGACAGGCUGGCGGCCGCAAGCGACGACGCGCGCGUGCGGCUGCGCGAACGGGACCUGCCCGACUGCCUGCAGGCGCUGGACGCUGGCACGGCUGCUGUGCUGCCGGAGGGGCUGCGCUCGGAGCUGGAGCAGCUGGAGGACAGCGGAGGCGUGCGCCACCUCAACGACCUGAAGGACCAGAUCCAGGGUCUGCGGCGCGUGGCGGUUGAGGAGCUGGGCAAGGUGGAGGCUGAGCUGCAGAGGGAGGCGCGAGAAGACGCAGUGCUGAGGGAACGCCACGGCGCCGCGUGGAACCGACCCUCCUCCGCCGCGCUCAACUCCACUCUCCUCGAAAAAGCGAACCUGGCGGCUGCGGGAGAGAGCGACGGGCGGCUGGAGGCGCGGCUGGCGCAGAACGCGAGCACAUUCUCAGCCCUCUCUCUUGACAACGCCGUCGCUGCCAUGCCCCGUCUGCAGGCCCCCAUGGUGAGCACGGGAUCAGAGGAGCCCGCGGCGAUAGUGACAAAGCUGCGGCAGGCGCUCGACGCAAUCAGCCGCCUCUCCUCAGAACGCGCCGCGCUCGAAGAAGCCCUCAAGGUGGAGAAGAACAAGGACAACAUCCUGCCGCGCAUCAUGGCCGUCUCUGGCUCCUACGACAAGCUGUUCGCCGAGGAGCUCAAGAAAUAUGACGCCCUCAAAGCUCAGGUGGAUGAGAAUCUGGCGAAGCAGGCGGCGGUAAUGGAGGUUAUCGACAGAGAGGCCGCUGCCUACAAGCAGGCAUUCGGCUACAACGAGUGGCGCGCAGCCUGCGAGACGGCGAGCGCUGAGGUUCGGCGGAGCAUGGGCGGCUACAAGGAGGUGCGGGACAACAUGAGCGAGGGGCUGCGCUUCUACAUGAGCUUGCAGGAGGCCAUCGCAGUCCUGGCGCAGCAGGCCGGUGACUACGCGCUGACUCGCUCCCUCCAGCGGUGCGCGCCCCUCUGGGGUCUUCAUGUAUAA